AUGGAGGCUUGGGUACCAACUACCUAUUGUACCUCCCUGACUGUUUCCUCUCUUUCUUCUCCAGGCUUGUUAGAGUGCUGUGCAAGAUGUCUGGUAGGGGCCCCCUUUGCUUCCUUGGUGGCCACUGGAUUGUGUUUCUUCGGGGUGGCACUGUUCUGUGGCUGUGGACAUGAAGCACUCACUGGCACAGAAAAGCUAAUUGAGACCUACUUCUCUAAAAAUUACCAGGACUAUGAGUAUCUCAUCAAUGUGAUCCAUGCCUUCCAGUAUGUCAUCUAUGGAACUGCCUCUUUCUUCUUCCUUUAUGGGGCCCUCCUGCUGGCUGAGGGCUUCUACACCACCGGCGCAGUCAGGCAGAUCUUUGGCGACUACAAGACUACCAUCUGCGGCAAGGGCCUGAGCGCAACGUUUGUGGGCAUCACCUAUGCCCUGACCAUUGUGUGGCUCCUGGUGUUUGCCUGCUCUGCUGUGCCUGUGUACAUUUACUUCAACACCUGGACCACCUGCCAGUCUAUUGCCUCCCCCAGCAAGACUUCUGCCAGCAUAGGCAGUCUCUGUGCUGAUGCCAGAAUGUAUGGUGUUCUCCCAUGGAACGCUUUCCCUGGCAAGGUGUGUGGCUCCAACCUUCUGUCCAUCUGCAAAACAGCUGAGUUCCAAAUGACCUUCCACCUGUUCAUUGCUGCGUUUGUGGGGGCCGCAGCCACACUGGUUUCCCUGCUCACCUUCAUGAUUGCUGCCACUUACAACUUUGCCGUCCUCAAACUCAUGGGCCGAGGCACCAAGUUCUGAUCUCCUGUAGAAACCUCCCUUCCUCUAACAGCGAGGCUCUAACCACACAGCCUACAAUGCU
Loxodonta africana (African savanna elephant) is the source of this 850-nucleotide messenger RNA. It is a transcript of the gene PLP1, whose product is annotated as proteolipid protein 1. Gene Ontology annotation, molecular function: structural constituent of myelin sheath. Gene Ontology annotation, biological process: central nervous system myelination; axon development. NCBI's taxonomy places the organism in Eukaryota, Metazoa, Chordata, Mammalia, Proboscidea, Elephantidae. The coding region runs from base 1 to 789 and encodes 262 amino acids. The transcript is spliced from 7 exons. The record is from RefSeq and is a predicted model, not a curated record. Gene Ontology annotation, cellular component: plasma membrane; myelin sheath.